GUUUAGAAGCCCACUAUCUCCACGGUCGCGCCAGGAUCCUUAUCUUUAUCCUAUUUGACUCAUUGCCUAGUAUGUUGCAGCAGGAUACGGUGUGUCACAUAAAUCAGCAUUAACAUAUCAAACAGAUCUACCGUUACUUUCUGGUCACACGAAACGAUCAGCGACAACCUGUAUUUUUCUGCGUGUGCAGUCUACAAGGAAGGAAUCCCAAUUAUGCGGUUGUCAUCAGGAAUCCAGAUUCUAGUUUCUAUCUCCAUGACAGCUGGUUGCACUACAAAUCCCAUAACAGACAUUGUUGUCCAUCAUAACCAGACUUGGAAUUUCAUCACGCCUCACGGGAUUUGCUCUCCACCAAACACGAACGAUGAUUCCGCCCUUGUGUGUGAAACCUUGGAUUAUUUCUCAGUGUAUACAACAUUGAAACAGUAUACCUGCCAGGACACAGACUCUGUCUUGUUGAGCUUCUGCUGUUCCAUGAGACACACCAUAGAAGACGUACUUCUUGGACAAGGUUUUGGUCUUCACAGAGAAAUUCGGUCAUCAGGAAGAGCCGCUGACCAAAACCCAGAAGUUUGCUGCGUGAAGUUCAAACGUUUCUCUAAUACCGAGACAGUCACGACGUCAUUGAUGCAGUUCGUCAACUCCUCUACCUCUUUGACGAUAGCCGGACCUCCGGAUUUAUCUCUACUUCUUUACGACGUCACGAAACUUACCGGUUGGGAAACGGCGUGCAUACUGUAUUCAGAGGAAUAUUUAUCCAAGACGAAUGUGCUGACAAGGGGGUUAUCCAAGAAUGGGAUAAAAUUCUGGCUUCAUACACUGAUCGGCACAGAAACAGACUUGAUCAGCACUAUGACUACUUGUUACUACUCCAUGAGGAACAGUGGCAUCAACUUUGUCCUGCUUGCAAAUCAGGCGACGCUGGAAAACAUACUCUUGAAGAUGAACUCGUUUACCCGCUAUGACGGCGUGCUUGUGAAGGUGGGGCUCAUGUCACGCUGGCUUGUCUUAUCAGAGGAUAUAUGUGUCACUUGUCUGGAACCAAAAAUCGGAAACGUUAGCAACAUAUCCAUUUUAAAACGGAAGGUGCAUGCUGGGCUGGAGAUGUUAUCAGAAAUGAACUCGACAGAUGUAGUGACGUAUGAAGUAAUGACCUCAUACUGGCAAAAGGCUGGCAGACAGUUUGGUACCGUUGUCACGUGGUCAACACAGCAGCCAAUCACCGUUUAUGACGACAUUUUUCCAAAUGUCAAGAAUGGGCUUAACAAUGCCACUCUGAUACUUACGACUAAAGAGUGGUCGCCGUUUACAAUAAAACAGAAAAUUGACGGCAAAAUUCACUUUAAAGGAAUUUGUAUGGACAUCAUGGACGAAAUGUCGUUUAGGUUAAACUUCAGCUAUAUAAUCGUUGAGCCUCCAGACGACCAAUGGGGAUUAAAGGCCUCAUCCGGAAAUUGGACUGGUAUGAUCGCUCAGCUGGCUAACAGGGAAGUAGAUGUGAUGAUUGGUGCCAUAUCCAUACAGCAAGAACGCGAGGAAGUCAUGGACUUCAUUCACCCAUUUUACAACGACUACACGACUCUCUUGGUGAAGAAACCGGACAAAGCGUUAGAGAAAUGGAAGAUACUAAUCGCCCCUCUGGAGUGGACGAUUGUGGUGUGCGUCACGUGCGCGUUACCACUCAUCACCCUUCUGGUCGCCACCGUGGAAAAAUUCCAUCUGUAUUACUCCGGAAUAGAUCGAUCCCGUCUAAGAGGCCUGCACCGAUUUGAUGACUGUUUAUGGUACAACCUGGCUGCAUUACUGAAUGAAGGUGGUCAACAUUCCCCUAAAGACCAGGCCAGUCGGACACUGGUAGCCUCAUGGUGGCUCUUCACCAUGGUCAUUGUGGCCUCCUACACCAGCACGCUAACGGCGGCAUUAGCUGUGGAAAAAACGGAACUGCCGUUCAACACGAUAGAAGAAAUGGUGGAGCAGAGCCAGUACAAAUGGGGUGGCACAUAUGGCUCGUACAUGUUCAUGUUGUUUCCGAAAUCAGAAAACGAGAUCUACAAGAAAUUGUGGAACGGCAUACAGCGAUUCUGGAAAGAAAAUCCCAACCUUCUAAACAAAAGCCAUGCUGUACAAGUGAACAGAGUCAGGGCUGGGGGAUAUGUGUAUCUGAAUGAUAAGUCCAAAAACCUGAUCGAGAUAGCCCAAGACUGCACCCUGGCAAUGGGUAAACAGGAAUUCCUGCCGCUUAACUUCGGUAUAGGCCUCCAGCAGGACUCCCCAUAUAAGGAGCUAUUUGAUCAUCACAUGAUAACUGUAGUGGAGAGCGGACUUCUGGAGUUGUGGAAAUCAAAAUGGUGGCCUGAAAUGAACAACUGCACGAGUUCGGGUCCAGCUAGCGUGAAGGCCAUCUCCGUGGCGGAUGUCCAGGGAGGGUACUUGGUCCUAGGGAUCGGCAUAGGGUCAGCUCUCAUCACGUUCAUCCUAGAAAACCUGAUUAAACGGACAGCAGCAAGGUGCAAAUGUCCCACCUGUAAAUCGUGA
Molecule: messenger RNA, 2535 nt
Organism: Liolophura sinensis
Lineage: Eukaryota; Metazoa; Mollusca; Polyplacophora; Chitonida; Chitonidae
Product: glutamate receptor U1-like
Exons: 13
Coding region: 214-2535 (773 amino acids)
Cellular component (GO): membrane
Molecular function (GO): ligand-gated monoatomic ion channel activity
Source: RefSeq, a predicted model, not a curated record